Messenger RNA from Amaranthus tricolor (Joseph's coat), 2516 nucleotides. RefSeq names its product subtilisin-like protease SBT4.15. The transcript is spliced from 13 exons. Gene Ontology annotation, biological process: proteolysis. NCBI's taxonomy places the organism in Eukaryota, Viridiplantae, Streptophyta, Magnoliopsida, Caryophyllales, Amaranthaceae. Bases 1 to 2436 code for a protein of 811 amino acids. Gene Ontology annotation, molecular function: serine-type endopeptidase activity. The record is from RefSeq and is a predicted model, not a curated record.
AUGCCAGCACUCAGCAGAAAUACUACUGUUGUACUGUUGCUACAUACUACUGUACUGAUCGAUUUAUUUACCCCAAAUAGUAAACUUGUCUGUAAAACUCCUACAAAUUCUAUGGUUCUGUUUUUUUUGUUUAACUUUGAAUCAUUACUCAAACUCAGUGUUGAAACAUCACAAAUUAUGAAGAUUUCAGUAAUUAUUCUUGUAUUUGUCAUAAACAUUACAAUCACACUGAUCCACGGUUCAAAUCAUGACAAUCAAAGAAAGCCAUAUAUAGUUUACAUGGGAGAAUUAUCGCAAGGGAUUAAACAAGUAACAGUGCAAAAGCAUCAUCACAAUUUGCUUGUUCAAACCAUUGGAGAUGCAAGUAUAGCAACAAAAGCUAAGAUACACAGCUACGGAAAGAGUUUUAAUGGAUUUGUUGCUAAUUUAUUGCCUAGUGAAGCAACUGCUUUAUCAGAGAAAAGCAACGUAGUAUCAGUAUUUCCAAAUACAAUACGUAAACUUGUGACAACAAGAUCAUGGGAUUUGUUGGGAAUGCCUAUUGAUUUGAAGCAACGUAAUUCUCAAACCGAAAGCAAUGUUAUUAUGGGACUCUUGGAUACAGGCAUUUAUGUUGAUGCUCCAAGCUUCAAUGACAAAGGAUAUGGUCCUCCUCCACUCAAAUGGAAAGGCAAAUGUGAUAAAGGAGCAAAUUUCACCGGAUGUAACAGGAAGGUGAUAGGAGCAAGAUAUUAUGACUUAGGAGGAGAAUACACAGGAAUAGAGCCUACUCCCACAGAUUACGACGGACAUGGGACUCACACAGCAUCAACAGCAGCAGGAAGAACUGUAAAUGGUGCUAGCCUUUACGGGUUAGCCAAAGGAACUGCUCGCGGAGGGGUGCCUAAGGCUCGCUUAGCCACGUACAAAGUAUGUGGCUCAUUUGGGUGUUCCGAUAUGAACUUAUUAGCCGGUUUUGAUGAUGCCAUUGCUGAUGGAGUGGACAUUAUAUCCGUCUCGAUUGGCGGUUAUAGUAGAGAUCUGAUGGAUGAUGUGCUAGCCAUAGGCUCAUUUCACGCCAUGAAAAGAGGGAUACUUACAGUUUGUGCUGGGGGUAAUGAAGGUCCUGAUCUAUGGACUGUUAAUAAUGUUUCUCCUUGGGUUUUAACUGUUGCUGCUACUACUUUGGAUAGGAAGUUUAAGACCAUGGUUCAGCUUGGGAAUGGUAAAAAAUUUAAUGGGAUAUCAAUCAAUACAUUUUCACCCAAGAAAACUAUGUAUCCUUUAACAACUGGUACUCUUGCAUAUAAAGGCAACCCAAAUCCGUCAACAAAUUUAAGCCUAUGUGAUAAUGCAACAAUAUCAGAGAGUAAUGUGAGAGGCAAAAUAGUGUUGUGCUUUGGAUCAACAUUAGCUGAUUAUGUAAUCAAAAGAAACAAAGGAUUUGGUACGAUCAUGGCUGUUGAUGAAUUCACUGAUAUGACUUCCACCACUCUCAUUCCUGCUUCUUUUGUUUCUUCCAUUAGUGGACACCUUAUUGAUCUUUACAUCAACACCACCAAGUCACCACAGGCAAUUAUACACAAAACUAGAACUGUAAAUACAACAAAAACUCCUAUGAUUGCUUCAUUUUCUUCAAGAGGUCCUCAAUCAAAAGCUAGGAAUAUCCUCAAGCCAGAUAUAAGUGCACCUGGAGUUGAUAUUCUUGCUGGUUACUCAAAACUGGUGUCGAUAACUAGCGAAGGCGUCGACAAUCGAUACAGCGUGUUCAACAUCCUGUCGGGAACUUCCAUGGCUUGCCCUCAUGUCGCUGGUGCGGCUGCCUACGUCAAGUCCUUCCAUCCUGACUGGUCAGCUGCAGCCAUCAAAUCCGCUCUCAUGACCACUGCAAAACCGGUACUGAAUAAUGGCGCUGAGGACCCGUUAAGCUCAGGGGCUGGGUUUCUCAACCCUGUCGCAGCUGUCCACCCGGGCCUAGUAUACAACAUCUCCGCAAACGACUACAUUCGGUACCUAUGCAGGGAAGGCUACAACGGAACCACAUUAGCCCUUCUCCGAGGUGGAAGAGGAAGUAACGCAAGGGGGCCGCCUCGCUAUAAUUGCUCGAAAUUCAAGCCUGGCAUAGGGGUAGAUGGGCUCAACUACCCUUCAAUGCAUAUCCAUCUGCAAUCGUCCGAUACAAGAAUUUCAAAAACGUUCUAUCGUAGCGUGACAUACGUUGCAAAUGGAACCGCAGAGUACAAAGCUAAGGUUACAUCAGUACCCAAAGGUUUCUCAAUCAAAACCUUUCCCGAUGUGUUGAAAUUCACACGAACAUACCAAAGAAGAACCUACAAAGUUGUGAUAAAUGGAUCCAUAACAAAGGAUACACCUUACAAUAUCAAUACAUUCUUAGAAUGGGUUGAUCCAAAGCAUAGAGUUAGAAGCCCAAUUCAGAUUUAUAGGCCUAUUGUUUGAUUAUUUCGAGUAAUUAGUUUACAUUUAAGCUUAAUGAUAAUCCAAGAUUUUAAUUAGUCUUAAUUUGGAAUGAUUGUCUG